This is a messenger RNA of Pyrus x bretschneideri (Chinese white pear), 753 nucleotides long. Its product is annotated as calmodulin-like protein 11. Lineage: Eukaryota; Viridiplantae; Streptophyta; Magnoliopsida; Rosales; Rosaceae. The coding region runs from base 73 to 525 and encodes 150 amino acids. Gene Ontology annotation, molecular function: enzyme regulator activity; calcium ion binding. The transcript is spliced from 4 exons. The record is from RefSeq and is a predicted model, not a curated record.
CUUCUCUAGAGCUCUUUCUUUAUCUCUCUAGACUUGGGAGGUUGGUUGUAUAACUUGUAGAAGAAGAAGAAGAUGGCAGACGUACUAAGCGAAGAACAGAUUGUUGAGUUUAAAGAAGCAUUUUGUCUAUUUGACAAGGAUGGAGAUGGUUGCAUUACUGUGGAUGAACUGGCCACGGUGAUUCGGUCUCUGGAUCAGAAUCCGACGGAGAAGGAGCUUCAUGACAUGAUAAGCGAAGUGGACGUUGACGGAAAUGGAACCAUAGAGUUUGCAGAGUUCUUGAGCUUAAUGGCAAACAAAAUGAAGGAAACUGAUGCAGAGGAGGAGCUCAAAGAGGCCUUCAAAGUAUUUGACAAGGAUCAGAAUGGUUAUAUUUCAGCUACUGAGCUGAGGCAUGUAAUGAUCAAUCUAGGGGAAAAAUUGACGGACGAAGAGGUCGAGCAGAUGAUCAAGGAGGCAGAUUUGGACGGUGAUGGACAAGUGAAUUACGAUGAAUUUGUGAAGAUGAUGAUGACCAUUGGAUGAUACAUUUAAACAAAAUUCUCCCAUUCAAAUUCAUCCUCACUAGCCCUCAGGCAAUAUAAACUUGUAUUCGUGUUGUCAAAUGACCAAAAAUGUAGGACUUGACUUGUACCCUUUGAUUUGUUCAAUUCCACAUUGUAAUUCUUUUUCAAUUUCUACUUAGUCAAUAUCAUCGUGUGUUUCAAUGUGAUGAUGUAUCAAAAUCUUUGUUCUAUGGGAUAUAUUUAUCUA